GCGCGCACCGAGGGCGGCUGCGCGCAGUGUUCUCCGCACGCCGGGCGGCGCGCACCGAGGGCGGCUGCGCGCAGUGUUCUCCGCACACCGGGGCGGUCGAAGUGCGGCCCGUUUGUCCUGAAACUGUAAAGCUGCUCGCUGCCACACGCCGACGGGAGCGACAUGCAAGGAGAGAGCAGGAAGCGGGAGUGAGUUAGCCAGUGUGCUAACGGCCGGGGAUCACGCUGCUCUGUCCCGCUCAGGCUGAACUGGGGUCAGCCGCACCGAUGUUCAGCCCCAUGGCUGUGUGCGCGCUGCGCGUGGCCGCGGUGCUCUGGCUGUGUGCGGGCGGGGCGCAGGCGCGGUCGUACGUGGCCGCCGUGUACGAGCACCGCGUGGUUCUGAACGCGCACCCGGCGGAGCGUCUCUCUCGCAGCGCUGCGCUGCGUCACAUGCAGCAGAACCUGGACGUGUUCGAGGAGCAGGUCACCGCCGCCGCCAGGCAGGGUGCACAGAUAAUAGUGUUUCCAGAGGAUGCCAUUCACGGCUUCAACUUCAGCAGAGAGUCCAUCGCGGGGUACCUGGAGACGGUGCCGGACCCUGCGGCUGUGAGGUGGAGCCCCUGUUCUGACCCGACCCGAUUCCCCAACACUGAGGUGCUGCAGCGCCUCAGCUGCAUGGCGCAGAACAGCGCGCUGUACGUGGUGGUGAACCUGCCGGACCGGCAGCCGUGUGACGCUCGGAGCGACGCCCGCUGCCCGCUGGACGGCCGGUACCAGUUCAACACCGACGUCGUCUUCAGCGACAACGGCACCAUCGUGGCGCGCUACCACAAGCACAACCUGUACUUCGAGGCAGCGUUCGACGCGCCCGCGGAGCCGGAGCUCGUCACCUUCCACACGCCCUUCGCCGGGAGCUUCGGGGUCUUCACCUGCUUCGACAUCCUGUUUUCCGAGCCGGCGCUGGCGCUGGUGGAGGCCCGGGGCGUGCGGCAGCUGGUGUACCCCACCGCCUGGAUGAACCAGCUCCCCCUGCUGGCCGCCGUGCAGUUCCAGCGCUCCUUCUCCUACGCUGCCGGCGUCACCCUGCUGGCCGCCAACGUCCGCUCCGCCGCGCUGGGCAUGACAGGAAGCGGCAUAUUCACCCCGUGGCAGGCGCUGUAUCACCACGACACCCAGGGUGAGAGCGGCAAGCUGCUGGUGGCCACAGUGCCCGUGCUGGACCCGGACGUGGCCGGGGGGGGGCCCAAGGGGGGCCAGCUCCCGCUGCCUUUCUCUGGGUACCCGGAGCCGGAGUUCUGCCUCAGGGGGGGUGGGGAGUGUGAGCGAGGGGGAGGAGCCUUCCCAGAAGCCCCUGCUGUCCUCAGCAGCACCUUCACUGCGGAGAUGAUGUAUGAUAACUUCACCAUGGUGCUGCUGGAGGGCAGUGUGGGGAACAUGACAGUGUGUGACGGUGCACUCUGCUGCCACCUGCUGUUCCGGAGGUCAGGUGCGCCGGCCGAACUGUACGCGCUGGCCGCGUUCCAGGGCCUCCAUGUGGUCCACGGCACCUACGCGCUGGAGGUGUGUGCACUGGUCCGGUGUGCGGGCCCCGCCCCAAGCAACUGCGGGGGCGAAAUCGACCACGCCCACACGCUGAUGGACUUCUGGCUGGCGGGAACCUUUAGCACGCGGCACGUGUUUCCGGGGGUGCUGGGGAGCGGGGUGCGGCCUGACCGGCCGGACCGCUCAGGCUGGGAGGGGCGGCGCUUCUCCAUGAGCAGGACCGGCAUGCGGAACGGGCUGCUGACCGCUGUGCUGUAUGGCAGGGCCUUCGACCGGGACCGCGGCUAAGCUCAGCGCUGCCCCCUAUGCCCCAGAAACAGCAUCUGCAACCUGCAACCCCACAACCCCACAACCCCACAAACCCCACAACCCUC
Messenger RNA from Megalops cyprinoides (Indo-Pacific tarpon), 1897 nucleotides. RefSeq names its product biotinidase (gene btd). The transcript has 4 exons. Lineage: Eukaryota; Metazoa; Chordata; Actinopteri; Elopiformes; Megalopidae. Gene Ontology annotation, molecular function: hydrolase activity, acting on carbon-nitrogen (but not peptide) bonds, in linear amides. The record is from RefSeq and is a predicted model, not a curated record. Bases 267 to 1811 code for a protein of 514 amino acids.